Molecule: messenger RNA, 1943 nt
Organism: Sesamum indicum (sesame)
Lineage: Eukaryota; Viridiplantae; Streptophyta; Magnoliopsida; Lamiales; Pedaliaceae
Product: double-stranded RNA-binding protein 2
Molecular function (GO): double-stranded RNA binding
Source: RefSeq, a predicted model, not a curated record
CCAUAGUACCAUUACUCCACAGCCGAAGUGCCAAAGUCUCUCUCUCUCUCUCUCUCUUUCGGACGUCCUUUUCUCUCUCUAAAAAAACCUUUUUUCGAGAAAAUGUGAGCAAACCCUAACGAAAUAAAAGGAUAUGUAGUCUAUUCGAUCUCAAUUCGAGUCGGUUGGGAUAUAUUUUCGUAUGGAAAGGAGUAUUUUAUCAAUCGUCGGAGAAACUGUGUGCUGAACUUUUUAAUUUGUUUAUUUAUUUAUUUUUUGAUUGAUUUGGUGGGGGGGUUGAGAUGUACAAGAACCAGCUGCAGGAGCUGGCGCAGCGGAGCUGCUUCAAUUUGCCGUCUUAUACUUGCAUCAGAGAAGGACCCGAUCACGCGCCUCGAUUCAAAGCCGCCGUCAAUUUCAAUGGGGAGAUGUUUGAGAGUCCUAACUACUGCUCUACGCUCCGCCAGGCCGAGCACUCGGCUGCUGAGGCGGCGCUUGACGCCCUAGCUAGCCGUGGCCCAUCCAACUCUCUCGCCGCCAGGAUUUUGGAUGAGACGGGUGUCUAUAAAAAUCUUUUGCAGGAGGUCUCGCAAAGAGUGGGAGCAUCUUUGCCUGCUUAUACAACUUUCAGAACAGGUCUCGGUCACCUUCCCAUUUUUACCUGUACUGUAGAGUUAGCGGGUGUUAUAUUUACUGGUGAACCAGCAAAGAACAAGAAGCAAGCAGAAAAGAAUGCAGCCAUGGCAGCUUGGUUAUCUUUGAAAUCAUUAGUGCAACAAUCUGAGAAUCCAACAUUAGAAAAGCCCAGCAAGGAUGAGCAAGAGCAUGUGACUGUAGCUCGUGCUCUGCAGAAGUAUAUAAUAAAGGCAAGAUUGGCAAGACUACCUUUUCCAAUAAAAUUUCCUAAACUAAAUCCGAGGCCAUCAAAUACACAGCAGUCUCCGACCACAACAUCAAAAAUUCUUCCUUUGAUAUGCCCGAAAACAGUUCUUCGUAAUAGGCCUGUUACAUCUGUAAAUAACAGCUCUUUCCAAAAGAUUGUUCAAACACACCAAAGCCAACCAACAAUUACUACUGGAAAUGAGAGGCAAUCAUUGGUGGACAACCUUAAAGGCCGACCACAGAAGUUCCCUGCAGCAGGAGCAGCGCCCUACAUACCGGUCCAACACUGUAACCCACACUAUCGAAUUGCACCACCAGUGACAAUAAGGAACGCUAUUCCUGUUUUCUCUGCACCUCCACUUCCUUCAGCACAGCCUUCAGUAGUAAUAAGGCCUCCAGCUCUGGGUAUGGCUCCACCUGUGUGUGUGAGACAAGCUGUUCCUUUAUGUGCUGCUCCUGUUCGAAUGGACGAGCCACCCAUAGUACACCCAGCUGCCAAAGUAGAAGAUCCACAAUUAUCGAGACCUCGAAGAGAUCGAGCAGAAGAGCUAAUGGUUUCUAGAGCUGCACCAGGCAGACUAGAGGAGAAGCCAUUUCCCAAGCUUCCUGUGAUUCCAGCCAACGAACCUCUUGAUCGUAAGUCAUUGCCAUGUUGCAUAGCACCAACUUCUGAAGUUGCACCAGAUCAACUUGAGCAACCAUCAUCUGAAGUCUCUACAGUUCAAGUCGGGUCGCCAUUUUCUAAGGUUAGUAGUUCACUGCUCGGUUCAAAAGGAUCUGCAGAAGAGACUGGGAUUGCAGUGCCGGACAGGCUGCAGGAGUCGACAGGGAUUGAAGACCUUAAAGAGCUAAAGAUAUGAAAAUGAAUUAUGUAAGUUGAGUUUUUCUGAUUUGGUCUUUAUUUUUGGUUAAUUUAUUACUGUUACUUUUUGGCAGACUUCAGCUGUUGUAAGAGUUCUGAAGUGUAGCUCAUUAGAAUCCUUUCGUAUUGCUUUUAGAAAACUACGGCUAUUUGAACUGCAAAGUAUGAUACAAGCAAGCUUAUAUGCUAAAAAUUGCAGAUGUGGUAUGUCAUUGUAGUA